Messenger RNA from Rhineura floridana, 2007 nucleotides. RefSeq names its product DAZ associated protein 2 (gene DAZAP2). The record is from RefSeq and is a predicted model, not a curated record. NCBI's taxonomy places the organism in Eukaryota, Metazoa, Chordata, Lepidosauria, Squamata, Rhineuridae. The transcript has 4 exons. Bases 145 to 648 code for a protein of 167 amino acids.
GUAACCCCUCUCAUCAGGGCUGCAGCGACGACAACAACAAGGAAGUGAUUGAGCGAGAAGAAUCGUCUCCUUCGCUGCCGCUAAAGCCAACAGUCGCCGCAAUCCUCCGUAGCCGAGUGAGCCGUCUUUUCUGACGCCAUCAUCAUGAACAGCAAAGGUCAAUAUCCUACACAGCCUUCCUACCCAGUUCAACCUCCUGGUAAUCCAUCAGUGUUCCCGCAGACCAUACCACUUCCUCAGGCUCCACCUUACACUGAGGCCCCUCCUGCUUACUCGGAACUCUACCGCCCAAGUUUUGUGCACCCCGGAGCUGCCACUGUACCUACCAUGUCUGCAGCUUAUCCUGGUGCUUCACUCUAUCUUCCUGUGGCUCAGUCCAUGGCUAUGGGUCCAAUGGGUUCUUCAGUCCCACUGGCAUUUUACCCGGUUGGUCCUGUCUAUCCUCCUGGAUCCACUGUUCUUGUUGAAGGUGGCUAUGAUGCUGGAGCAAGGUUUGCAGCUGGUGCCCCUGCUAAUCUUCCUCCCCCUCCUCCUGGCUGUCCUCCCAACGCAGCCCAGCUGGCUGUCAUGCAGGGUGCCAACGUGCUAGUGACGCAACGGAAGGGCAACUUCAUGGGAGGCUCUGAUGGUGGCUACACCAUCUGGUGAAAGAAGGGGGGCUACAUUGGUGUAAAGGAACGACAUCACAUACUGUCAGCACUUCUCACAAUGUAACCGCUUUAGUUGUAUUAACCUGAAGUUGCAGUUUAGACACAUGAUGAUGCAGGGUGUCUUCCUGGUGCCCUGACCCUUCAGGCACUUUUUCUUUUAAAAAUUAAAACAAACAAAAAAAAGCAAACUUUAAAUACAAAAACCAUGCAAUGGUAGGAGUGCCUCUCUUAAACUUUGGGGGUUAAAUUGUGAAAUGAGCGUGAGCUGAGCUGCCCCACAGAUUUACUUUUAAUUUCAGUGGAGAGUGCUUUCACUGCAGCACACUCUCUUUUUUUGGCUUUUAUUAAUCAACUAUAUAUAAAAUCGGGGUGGGGUGGGGGGUGGUGAGAAAAGGCCGGGAGUGGGGGGAGAAAGGGAAGUUUUGAAGAAAGCUGGCUUCCAAGUAUCAUAUAAAGCUUGCAGAUAUGCCUGCUGCCAACUAAUAGGACUAUGAUAAUGCAUCUUCUUUCCUCCUCCAUGGAAUCAAUGGUGCUGGGGAGAAAGGUAGUCAGAUAUAAUUUGGGGGGGGGAGGGUGACAUCCAUGGUGGAUGCCUAUUAGCGAAGCAGGGUGGGGGCUCAAUUGUCAGAUUUCGGAAUCCCUCAACCAGUUCUUUCUACUCACUUUUGCUCUCUGUUCCUUUGCUUGGAAGGUUUGCAGCUAGAGCGUUGGCCUGGGAUGUUUUUUUAAUACACUCUUAAGUGAAUCUUGGACUCCUUUGCACAUUAAGAAUCUAACUGAAGCCAUGUUUUGGUGCCAGAAACACAACAUUUCAUUAAAUGCUUCCUGUACUUUUCAAAAUAAAAAUGAGAGUUUAAAAUUGACCUUUUUUUUUUUUAAGGCGGGGGGGAAGCAACCCAGUGUCUUGAUAACAAAACUGUAUGGAAUGUUAUUCAGGCAAGAGAGACAAGAACGCCUAGUGAGUUUGCUGGAUUUGAUGGGUUGGGGUUUUGUGUUGUUUUUUAGAUGCAAACUUUAAAAAGUGGCUUGGGUACAAUGAAGUCUUAUUAGAGUUAAGAAGAAUAUUUCAGGGAUCCUCAAUCUUUUUUGUUGUUGUUGCUUUUGUUUUUAUGAAUUAAAAAAAUAUCAGAUUUGGUGAAUAUAUUUUAUCUUAAUUUUCUGUGUGUUGUAUGUGUCAUGGUCAACCAUACAGCCGACUGUUAAUGAAAGGUUGGGAUUCUAGGUCUCUCUGUAAACACUGUGGUGCACUUAACUUGUGGAAUUUUUAUACUAAAAACAAGUAGAAUAAAGGCUAUUUUGAAAAUUUGAAUAAAGUGACAAAGUUGAAUUUAGCCUCUUAAAUUCCUGUCCAUCAUAA